This is a messenger RNA of Rhododendron vialii, 2443 nucleotides long. RefSeq lists its product as uncharacterized. The transcript has a single exon. The record is from RefSeq and is a predicted model, not a curated record. NCBI's taxonomy places the organism in Eukaryota, Viridiplantae, Streptophyta, Magnoliopsida, Ericales, Ericaceae. Bases 79 to 450 code for a protein of 123 amino acids.
UCUAGUCUCUCUCUAUGAACAUAAAAACACAGACAGACACAUACUAAUACCAUUCCAAGGGCUACAGAGCCCAUCACCAUGGCUACGACAACUGAAGAUUGUUGUCUAAAGCCCAGAGAAACCAUAUCAUCAGAUGCCUGCGACACGAAAAAAGAACAAGAUGAGGAAGACGAGGAGCUUUUCGAGAUCGAUUUUGAGGUUUGUAGCAGCAUCCCUCCACCUCAUUAUAACUGGGAGAGCUACGUCACUUCAACCAACAAUAUUGCCCUUAUGGCCAACUGUUUGCUACCCAUAUCCGACCUCUCCAACGCUGUUCCGAUGGUCUCUAAAUCUCGCCAUGCUUUCCCCUUGACAGAAAAGCCUGGUGUCCUCGUCUUCGCAGAGUCCAUGGCAGGAGAUUUUCUUGGGCUCCCGUCUUCUUUGGGUGCAAUGAGUAUGAUAUUGAAUUGAACAGCAUCCCCGCGAAAAAGCAAAAAUAUAAAAACAAAACAAAGAAACUGGUAUUUAAGGACUCAUGUUCUGCUUUUCUCUAGGAUUUCUCUGAUAACUAAAAAUUAAAAUGUUGCUUUGCUGGUAUUUGUUUCUUCUUUUAGUGUUUCUUAAGACUGGGUAGUACAUCUUCAAAAAAUAUAUAAAUGAAAGUGCAUGGUGCAAAACUUAUUAUAUGCGUCGGAGUGGUGAGAAAAGUUUGUUGAAGCUAUACGUAUAGCUACCGGUGUUCAUUGCGAGACGUGUUUCUUGUGCUAAUUUAUUUUAUUUUUUUUCCUUAAUGGGAUUUUUUUUGGCUAAGCGAAGUGUUAUUGGAUGAAGAGUAGGCAAUUAUAGAUAUGCAAUUAUACAUUUAGUGAUACACAUCAGCUUUUGCCCAUUGGUGUAAGGUUUUUUCAUUACGAAAGAUGGUAUGUAUUGUUUGGAGAUUGUACAAAAGUAUUCGAAGGAGCAAUUAGAUAUUGUUUAUCUUUUGAGGUGAUUUUUGUGGAAUUAGUUCUUUGGUUUCGAAUUGGUGUGUCGUGGAAGUGGAAACUGUGGACACCUCUCCGAAAGGGCAUCACCACACAAUGAUUAUCACUACACGUUUUAUCCUUAUAUGCCAAAAUCAUGGAUACUCUCAUAGCUAAGAAUAUCACCACACGAUAAUGGUUGCAUUAGAAAGAGUCACCACUUAGUUUAAUAAAAUUAAAAAAACAAAUAGAGAUUCUGGGAACGGAAACCAAAAGUACGAUACGGGAAAAAUAUUAGGUACCCUUCUUCGCCCGGUCGCAAGACCGGCCCAUAUUCAUUUAACAUACAAUUAUUCUUUGCUUUAUUCAAUCUUACAAAUAAUUGAUUAUUAGGGAAAAAUUUCAAAAUGGCCCCUGAACUUUGGAUCAAAUGUCUCAUAAACACCUGAACUUUAUUUUAUUUCAAUUAGGCACCUGUGCUUUACAAAACCACAAAUUCAAACACCUGGCCUCAUAUUCCGUCCAUUGUGUGACAGAAAUUGCUUAUGUGGCAUUUAUCUCCUGUUAAGUGCCCUUUGGCACACAAGAGCAGCCCCAAUAGUUGUAGAGAAUCAAUUCCUUCAUUUGUAGGGAGGGAGGGAGAGAGAGAGAGAGAGAGAGAGAGAGCAAACCUUUACCAACAUAGCACAAGCUGAACCAGUCCGGUGACAUCCACCAGCAGCUAUGGUUGCAAUUCCACCAGCAGCUAUGGUUGCAAUUAAAAUCCUUUUCCUUCUGUAACAUCGUCUUUUGGAUUCUGUACUAGGGCUUUCUCCUUCAAUUUUGUUGAACAUUUCAAAAUAGGUACUGAGCGUGGUAAAACCUAAUCUAUCUUGAUCACAGUUAUUUUUUCCCCUGAUAAAAAACUGCUUUUGAGGUUAGAAUUUCCCUUUAAUCAGGUCGAUCAUAUAUGUUCACAAGCACACAAACAUAUAUUUAUGUGCCAUGAAGCUUAUGUAGUCGUGUAUCGGUUUGUAUUAAUCACCAAACAUGCUGGAUUACGAAGUGAAGGGGAAACAUGACGUACAGUGGAUGUUGUCGGAUCGGCUAUGGUCGCCUGCUUCCCCACUCCACCACCUCUCCUCCUCCCUCCGCUCCACCCCGCCUGCCUCCGCUUCGACAUCUCUCUCCCCCACCGCCAGAUCCAGCUUAAAACCGUAACCCUAGACAACCUCCACUGGACCACCGUCCUCCUCGGUUUCACCACCUGCCUCUCCGGCAAGCUCCGCAAGGUUAUGGAUGUUGAUGAGACUCUGGAUCUCGCGAAGGCCGCCCAGUUUCUAGCAUUCGUCUCUAUUUUGAGCUCAAAAACAGAGCAGAAGCGGCAACAGCGCCGGCGAGCCAAUUAAUUAUGUUCAAAACGUGAAGUAAAGUGUGGGGUUUUUGAUUGGGUGCAUCUUCCCCACUUCCUAUCAUGUACAGUGAGGACAAUUAAUGGGUAAAAGAUGCCACAUCGGCACUAU